Messenger RNA from Talaromyces atroroseus, 2310 nucleotides. RefSeq lists its product as hypothetical. Lineage: Eukaryota; Fungi; Ascomycota; Eurotiomycetes; Eurotiales; Trichocomaceae. Gene Ontology annotation, molecular function: FMN binding; catalytic activity; 4 iron, 4 sulfur cluster binding. Gene Ontology annotation, biological process: wybutosine biosynthetic process. The coding region runs from base 1 to 2310 and encodes 769 amino acids. The record is from RefSeq and is a predicted model, not a curated record. The transcript has 2 exons.
AUGGCAGACUCUUCCCUUGUGUCAGGCUUGCUGUCGGCCUGGCACACCUUCCGCAUCCCCAUUAUCGUUUCGCUGGCGGUUGUUGUCUUUCUCGUACGAUCACUCAAUCUAUCACGACGAUCAAAAUCGCCAUUAUCUAAUUCGCUGCCGCCGUCGCCGCGCCUUGGAAAUGCCACAUCCACGGAGAAACCUGACGUCACUCUGCUCGAUUCAGAGUCGAUUCAAACAAGCGACAAGCCGAAACAGAAAGCCGCUGCAUCUGGCCCAAAGAGGGUCAUCGGAAACAAGCAGCUUCGAGGGGGCAAGCACUCGCGCCAGGCCGAUCAAUUAACUGGCCCGUCAUUCAUCAAACCGAUUAUCUUUUUCGCGUCCUUGACCGUAUCCACCGAAAAGCGAGCGCGUUGGCUGGCAGAAGAAUUGCGCAAAGCGGCACAUAGAAAAUCGCAGCCAGGUGAUAAGGAACAGGGUCUUCUCCCUCCGGAUAUUUAUGAUCUGUCCGAAAUAGACUUUGAUGACCACUUUGUGUCCGCACCGAAAUCACCGCCAAACUCUCCCAAUACCAGAUACGUCUAUUGUAUUCUGAUUCCGACCUACAAUAUCGACACCAUCAUCGACACAUUCCUUAGCCACCUGGAUGAGAUUCAUCAUGACUUCCGCAUUGAUACCGCGCCAUUAUCAAGUCUGGCAGGAUACUCCGUGUUUGGAUUCGGAGAUAGAGAGGGCUGGCCCACAGAAGAGGAGGGUUUCUGCUCACAGGCCAAAGACUUGGAUCGUUGGAUGGCCAAGCUUACUGGCAAAAAGCGUGCAUACCCUCUUGGCAUGGGCGAUGCCCAAACUGAUGCUGACAAUGCAUUGAAGGAAUGGACGAGCGGGCUGGCGGAGGUUUUGUUUGACAUUGUCGAGACUGGUGGUCUAGGCGAAGGUAUUCCCGGAAGUGGCGAUGCUUAUGAGAGUGAUGAAGAAUCAUUAGCCGAAGAUGAUGAAAGCAUCACCAAAGCUUCUAGUAACGCCAAGGGUGCACAGACUGUGAUUGACCUGGAAGAUAUCAAUCUCGGUGGGAGCGGCAAGAAACGAAAAGGUGGUCCAUUACCCGUUGAUUUUACGACCAUGGGGAAAACCCCAGCUAGUCAGUCGAAUCUGAAAGAAAUGGUGCCGUCCUCUUCACCGACCUACGCCGCUCUCACGAAGCAAGGAUACACAAUUGUCGGAUCCCAUUCUGGUGUCAAAAUUUGCCGAUGGACCAAGUCAGCUCUUCGAGGUCGUGGUUCAUGCUACAAGUAUUCUUUCUACGGCAUCAAAUCUCAUCUUUGCAUGGAAACUACCCCGUCGCUAUCAUGUAGCAACAAAUGUGUCUUUUGUUGGCGCCAUGGCACGAACCCAGUAGGAACCACGUGGCGAUGGAAGGUUGACCCUCCGGAGUUAAUCUUCAAGGGAGUCAAGGAGGGCCACUAUAAGAAAAUAAAGAUGCUGAAGGGUAUUCCGGGUGUCCGAGCCGAACGAUUUGCGGAAGCUAUGCGCAUCCGACACUGUGCUUUGAGUUUGGUCGGGGAGCCUAUUUUUUAUCCUCAUAUCAAUGAUUUCCUUGGCAUGCUACACGAUGAGCAGAUCUCCAGUUUCUUGGUAUGCAACGCACAGCAUCCCGAUCAACUGGCUACUUUGCACCGGGUAACACAACUAUAUGUAUCCAUCGAUGCAAGCAACCGUGACAGUUUACGAAGGAUUGACCGUCCUCUGCAUCGCGAUUUCUGGGAACGCUUCCAACGCUGCUUAGACAUCCUUCGCGAGAAACGCCACAUUCAACGAACGGUCUUCCGCUUGACUCUUGUGAAAGGGUUCAAUGUCGAAGAUGAGGUUAGUGGAUAUGCGGACCUCGUUGAAAAGGGACUGCCAUGUUUCGUCGAAGUCAAGGGCGUUACAUAUUGCGGCACAAGCUCAAGUGCAGGCGCAGGCCUGACGAUGCAGAAUGUACCUUUCUACGAAGAAGUGGUGGCAUUUGUCGUUGCAUUGAAAGACGAACUUCAAAGACGGGGUUUGAAAUACGGCAUUGGCGCAGAACACGCGCAUAGUUGCUGUAUCCUGCUCGCGUCUCAGCGGUUUUAUGUUAACGAGAAGUGGCAUACAAGAAUUGAUUACGAUCGAUUUUUCGAGUUGUUGCAGAAGGAAAAAUCCGAGGGGAUCUCAUUUUGCCCGGAGGACUACAUGAAAGAAACAGAAGAAUGGGCGCUUUGGGGCAAUGGAGGAUUUGAUCCGAAUGACACACGGGUUCGUAGGAAGGGGAAAAACAAAGAUCCCGUUGUCGUUGAGCAGUGA